CACACACACACACACUCAGAGAAACGGAGCUCCCAUCAGGACUGUGGAGCCAUGUGCAGCCACCAGGAGGAACACACACAGGCAGCAGCAGUGCAGCGAGAUGAUGAGGGGAAACACAGUUUGCUUCUAUCCACAAAGGGUUUGAAGUGAAGGGCACCAAGAAGAAUAAAGAAAAAGAGGAUAAGAAGAAAGCAACCAACUUCCCCCCAGUGAAGGAUUUUUCCCUUUUUGUUUGCAGCCAGACUAUGAGGCUGUGAGUUCAGGUCCUCGUCCCUCUUGCAGAGUUCUUCUUCUUCACUACCUGACACCAUGCCACCGAGGGACAGAUGGAGGAGUGGAGGCAGCUGCCUCUGGAUGCUGCUGCUCCUGCUCUGCUGUCUGGUUCUGGCACAGGGCUCCACGCUGAGCCCAGAGGACAGCCGGUCCACCACUGCCGCGAUGCUGCCAGAGGACUGGACCAGCACCAUGGUGCCACUGCAGCCGGACCUGCAGACCGUAGCCCAAACGCCCACACAGGCGCCGACGGAAGACCAGACGGAGGCGCCGACGGAAGACCAGACGGAGGCGCCGACGGAGAUGCAGACUCAGGUCUUCACCAACAACUACACAGGUAUGUCCUGCGUCCCUGUCCUGCCACCUCGUCGGGGGUCCUUCUACGUGGAGAGUGGAACAGGCAUGUCGGUGGGCAGUGUGCUGGCCUUCUGGUGCAGGGAGGGAUACCAGCUGGUCGGCAGCGACAAAAUCUCCUGCCAUGUCAGAAGCGGCAAAGCACAGUGGAGCAACUACCUACCUGUCUGCGAAGCGAUCCCCAGACCGGAGGACCGAGGACUGAGAGUGGCCGUGUUGGCUUCAGUUGUGAGUGGCAUCGUCAUUUUCGCCAUGUCCUUGUCCUUCCUCGUCUGCUGCCUGCAGGAGCGAUCUAGCCGGGACCGUGCCAAGAAAGACGGCCGGAGCAGACACAGAGAGAAGAGAUCAGGCCGCCGCAGUGAUUGCUGGCUGGAGACGGAAGAGGGAGAGUGGGAAGCCUUCCCUCCACCCAAGAUUUUCCACCUGUCCCAAAGGAUGAACCCCCGUCUGGCACCCGACAGUCCCCUUUACCUGACAGGAGGCCUCAAUGGAUACGAGAACAGAGGAUACCAACGGAGUCAGGAGAGUCUGCUGAAGACCUCUCUGCCUGGACUCUACCGGUCUGAGUCCCAGCUGUACCCACAUGUCGUCCUCCAGAGGGUUCCUACUCCUACUGCACCCUCUGCUCCUUCCGCUCCAUCAGCUCCUCUAUACCUCCACCUUCCCCCGUCUUCUUCGGCAGGCUCCUCCCCAGCCCACACCAUUACCCAAAGCCAGCCACGGAUUAUGGCGCAGUACCCCACGCCAACGUAUCCGCCCAACCCCAACACAGCUGUGCCUACUUACCCCCACCCAACACCAGCUCCUAUUUACCCCAACCCUAACCCACCACCGCAGAGGCCGUGGCAGUAGCUUUGUCUUCUGUUGUCCUGCUCUACAGGGUGUUUUAGCUGGCCAUGCAGAAGAAGAGCAAAGAAAGAAAAGGCCCGAGUCACAUUCUGAAGAAGUCCUUUUAGGUUUUCUUAUUCCCUUCUUCACUCUGUUGAAAAUGCCCUGCUCCAAAGCAAACAACAAAGUGCUCCUUGUUACUGCAUGCUUGAAGCACUUUUCCUACCGCCAGCACUUUACCAGUGAACAGUUGAGUUUUUUUAGUCCUACCUGAAAUGUUGGUGAAACAGAAGGUCAUCAGCGACAUCUCUGCUUUCUUACAAGGAACUCUAUCAAGCCAGUAAACAAAGGACCUUGGCAUGGGGUUGUAAUUUGUGCACUAACCUCAUUUGUAAGAGAAACCUGCCAUAGUAGGUGUGUUUAGGCAGCUCUAAGCCAUUUAAUGUAUUUUCUAUCAUUAACUGCUUUUAAGGAAGAUCCCUAUCGACUGAUAGGAAGAUUCCUAUCGGCUGAUUUCAGGUGUUGCUGAUCUAAUUAAGUUUUAACUAAGUGAAAUGAUGCUUAUGUAUUGACUAGAGCUGUGAGUAAGUUAAUGAAUGCAGGUCUUCUUAAUAUUCUUGUACUUUCUGGACCUAUGACUACAACCGGCACUGUGACUGAAAUGCUGCUGUUGUUCCAGCCACUAAACAAAUGUAUUUUGCACUAUUUGUAUGGAUUUCAAAAUGUAGAGAGAUCUUCUCAGCUGAUCUUCAACACCAAAACAGUUCUGUUAAUGUUUUCUCUGUGUGUUAUCUUACAAAAGUCAGCACUUGCUUGACUGACUAGACAUUGUGACAUUCCCCAACAGGGGGACAGUGAUUCGCUUAGAAAUAGAGCUUUCUUUGAGUCCUACAGCACCAGAAUUCAAAGAGUAACGUAUAUGUUGAAGAUGAUCAUUUUUAAGAUAAUCUCUGGUUUUAUAUAAUAAAGGUGGUGUAAAAGAAUGCAAAUCUAUUGAUCCAUUGUAAACUCUGUUGAGUUUGUGUAUAAAGUCUAGCAGUAUAGAUACAGUCCCUUGCAAAAGUAAACAUACAGUUUCUCUUUCAUCCUUCCACAUUUUGGGUGGCAAUGAAGUACAACUUCACAACUGUAAUACUUUUGGGGUAUCUACUAGCUUUUUGUCUGUCCUUCUGUGCACAAAUGCUCAAGCUCAAUAAGAAUUGGGAAGCAAACAUAGGAUUUAGGUUGGGACUCGACUGAUCUAACAAAUAAAAGUGCUUUGAUCUAAACUGUUCUGUUGUAUUUCUGGAUGUAUGUUCAGGAUCAUUGUACUGCUGGAUGGUGAGCAAGUCUUUUGCAGCCUCUAAGAGGUUUUCUUCCAUGAUUGCUCUUAUAAACUUAUCCUCCGUCCAUCUUCCUUUGACUGUUAAAGUUGCAUGAAUCUGGAGACGGUUUGUUCAGGAUGUUGUGCGAUAUUAAACCCCUUCUCCAUUGUCAACUUUUGGUCUAGCCGGUUAAUGUCUGGUUUGGGUCAAGCCACAUACCUGUUGGCUAUGUGUUUCUCACUUAUAUUGGGCAGGAAUGUGGGAAUGUGAGCGGGCAUUAGCUCUGGUCAAUAUGUCGAUAAUAUCAUUUUGUCUUUCUUUAUAUUUGUUUGUUACGGUUUGCCCUGAACCACUGACACUGUAAGCGCUCUUCCGCAAGUACCGCCUAUGCCUAUCCAGUGACGUAGAACUAUGGGCCAAUCAACAAAUGCAGUCUGCUGCCAAACGAGUCGCUUGCUUUCAAUACCUGGCAUGACCCGGCUAAUCCAGGGUAGAAUCCGUUCAGAAUCCAACCCUGACACGAAUCUGUCUGGAACUGACUGGGGAAGAACCAGUUAAAGCCACGCCCAUGGAGAGGAGGUUUUAUCAAUCUGACCAGAGUAACUUCGUCCAUGUUUCCUGUGUCCCCUACAAGAGUUGUGGCAAUAACUUCCUUCUUGUCAUUCCUCCAUAAAAGUCUGUUUGUGGUGUACAGCUGAACUGUGGAUGUCUGCAACUCUUCCAGAUUUUACCACAGGCCUUUCAUUAAUCAUGCUUCUCUGCUUAAUAUUUCCUAUGGCAACACAUUUCUGCCAAAAACUCUGAGGAGCGUAUUAAUUCAUUAAUAACUGUUUUACCACUUGGUGUGCUGCAUUCACGGGUCUGUGAAUAAGUGGAAAUGUCCAUGGUCAGAGCAUUCUCUGUUGAUUAAUAAAUGAUGCUCUGUUGUGCUUCCUUAUGACACGCCUCAGGGUUUUUGGCAUGAAUGUGAUGCCAUAUUCUUCUUACCUGGCCAGUAAUUUUAUUUGCAAUUACUAAAAAGCUAAAUUUGGCACAAGUUGACUUAAUUAAUUAGAUAACUUAUUAAGGCGAUUUGUUCCUUUAAAUUUCAUAAUUGGUGUCAGAGUAGAGACUAGAUGCAAAAGACAAAAUUUUCUUUGUAAAAAUUUAGCAAAGUCUUGUCUUCUUUUUCUUCCCCUUUGUAGUUAUACCCUACGUUGUUUUUGAUUUUCACAUGAAUUCUCAAUGAAACAUAUUAAGGUUUGUGUUUAUACCAUGAUAAAAUGUGGAAAAGUUCAAGGGGUUAAAUACGUUUGCAAAGCACUGUAGAUAAACUCCAUAACCUUAAGCUUUGUUUUGUCCUAUUAAUACAUGUAGAUGCAUUUAAGUUUUAUUUGCAGCAUUGAAAAGUUUUUUCUCUUCUUUUUAUUAUGUUGGUAACUCUUGAAACACAAACAAACCUGCUGCUUUCAGUUUCGAACCGCUUGAGCUGGAUAGUCUUUCAUUAAGUCUUAAAAGUGAAAUGCUGUGUAAGAUAAACAGACAUAAAUAAAACCAUGUUUUGUUUUAUUUCAAAUUA
Molecule: messenger RNA, 4317 nt
Organism: Poecilia reticulata (guppy)
Lineage: Eukaryota; Metazoa; Chordata; Actinopteri; Cyprinodontiformes; Poeciliidae
Source: RefSeq, a predicted model, not a curated record